This is a messenger RNA of Parnassius apollo (apollo), 2685 nucleotides long. Lineage: Eukaryota; Metazoa; Arthropoda; Insecta; Lepidoptera; Papilionidae. The record is from the annotation of a GenBank genome assembly.
AUGUCUAAUAAUGAAACAAAAGUCGCUGUUGAUAGUAAUAAAACAGAGGUUAAAUCCCCUUUACUUCAAUUUGAAAAACAAAUUUUUUCAGACGUGCAAGAAAAAGAUGGUCUUUUAAUUAUGGCAAAGGGUAUAAAUUACAAUAGAAUAUUAGAAAAUAUUAUAUGGAUUUAUAAGGAUCCUGGUAAUUUAGUUUUAGUUUUAAAUAGUAGCGAUGAAGAAGAAAAGUAUUUUACGACAAAGUUUAAGUUAACUUCCCUAGCAAGCAAUGGAGCUGAAAGGGCAAGAACUUAUUUAGAAGGAGGAGUGUUUUUUGUGUCAACUCGGAUUUUGGUUGUGGAUUUAUUAAAAAAUAGAGUUCCAGUUACACAUAUUACUGGCAUAAUAGUGUUAAGGGCACACACUGUUCUAGAAUCAUGUCAAGAAGCAUUUGUGCUUAGGUUGUAUAGACAGAAAAAUAAGACUGGCUUCAUCAAAGCAUUUUCUAACUCGCCAAUAUCGUUUACAUUUGGGUACCAUCAAGUUGAAAAGGUUAUGAGAGCUCUCUUUGUAACAGAACUGUACUUGUGGCCUAGGUUUCAUGGUGUUAUCAUCAAUAGUCUCAAAAGCAGGCAAGCUGAGGUCGUUGAGCUACAAAUCCCUCUUACAACAAAAGCCAUUCAUAUACAGAUGUGCCUUCUGGAUAUAAUGAAUUACACAGUUAAACAACUCAAAAGUAUUAAUAGAACACUUGAUAUGCAGGAAAUAACAACAGAAAAUUGUAUAACAAAAAAAUUUCAUAAAAUACUUCAAUCACAACUUGAUUGUGUAUGGCACCAACUAAGUAAUAGAACAAAAGAAUAUAUUCAAGAUUUAAAAGUUUUGAGAAGUAUGAUUGUAAACCUUAUUCAUGAUGAUCCAGUAUCAUUUUAUGCUCUAGUCAGUAAAUAUAGGACACCAGAGUAUGCUAAAGUUAAUUCUGGAUGGAUUUUACUAGACUCUGCGGAACAAUUGUUUGGAUUAGCUAGAGGAAGAGUUUAUAACAGUAAAAAUGAAUUUGAUCCUGAGUUUUGCCCUAAAUGGAAAUAUCUCAGUGAACUACUGUUAGAAGAAAUACCUCAAGAAGUAAAGAAAAAGGGAAAUGGAGCAGUACAUAGUACAAAAGUAUUAAUAUUAUGUCAGGACAAUAAAACAUGUUCUCAGUUAAACAGUUACCUCAUAAUGGGGGCAAAUAAGUAUCUUUUCUACACAGCUUUUAGGCGAGACCUUACAAUAAAUGCAGUGUCUUCUAAAUAUAAAACUUUGAAAAAGUCUGUGCCUGUAAACACAGAAAAAGAUAAGGGAGUCCAAUCAAAUAAUACACAAGAAUUAACAGAUAAUGUAAAAAAUGAGAUCGAAGAUGAAGAUUUUAUGGCUGAGGAGUUAAGUAAAUCGAACUACAUCUUAACACUUAGCCAGUUGCCAGUUGAAAUAGAAAAAAAUUCAUCCAACGAAAGCAUGUUUGAACCACUGUCACAGCUGGAUGAUUUAAAUAUUACCCAAAUUGAAUCAGAGAAGCCUCUAAUCUGCAUCCAAACAUUCAAACAAAACGGCAAUAAUUUCUCUCUUGAACUAACAUUAGAAAGUUUAAGGCCUGAGUACAUUAUAUUGUAUCACAGUGACAUGUCGGCUGUUAGACAAAUUGAACUAUUUGAAAGUAGGAAGAAAGUUGAGGAACCAAGAUCCAAGGUGUACUUCCUUAUUCAUGAUAAAACUGUUGAAGAGCAAGCAUACCUGACAUCUUUAAAGAGAGAAAAACAAGCUUUUGAGUUGCUUAUUGAAACAAAAAGCGUGAUGGUAGUGCCUUCUUAUCAAGAUGGAAAGACAGAUGAAUAUUUCAAUAGAAAUAUAGAAGAAGAAGAUAAUACAGUUGAUACUCGGAAAGCAGGUGGGCAAAACAUUAACAAGGAGAAUCCCUUAGUUAUAGUAGAUAUGAGGGAGUUCCGAUCUGACCUUCCAGCGCUCCUACAUAAAAAGGGGAUCAAUAUUGAACCUGUCACCAUUACUAUUGGCGACUACAUACUGACGCCAGACAUAUGUGUCGAACGGAAAUCAAUAUCAGAUUUGAUAGGUUCCCUGAACUCCGGGCGUCUCUACACGCAGUGCACUCAAAUGUGUCGCAACUACAGCCGCCCGAUAUUACUCAUUGAGUUCGACCAAAAUAAGCCGUUUAAUUUACAGGGUAAUUUGGUCGUGUCCACGGAUCUGUCGGGCGCAGACAUUCGGCAGAAGCUCCAAUUGUUGACAAUACAUUUUCCAAGACUAAAACUUGUGUGGUCGCCAAGCCCGUACGCCACAGCUGAACUUUUUUAUGAGUUGAAGCAAGGCAGAAAGAACCCUAAUGUGGACGAGGCUAUAUCUCUGAGCGGCGAAAACACAGCUGAUGAUAUGAGUUAUGAGAGAUACAACAUAUUAGUCCACGAUUUUGUGCAAAAACUUCCCGGCGUCACCUCGAAAAAUAUUUCUAGAAUAAUGAACAGAGGUCAAUCUUUAGACCACUUAAUAUCGCUUACAAAGGAACAAUUAACAGACAUCUUAGAAAAUAGAGGGGAAGCAGAAAUUCUUCACUCAAUACUACAUGUCAAACCUAAGCCAGAUACAAGCAAGGAAGACAAGCCUUUCGGAAAGAAAAAAUUCACUGGAAAACUGUUUAAAAGCAUUAAAUAA